Messenger RNA from Limulus polyphemus (Atlantic horseshoe crab), 1470 nucleotides. RefSeq names its product atrial natriuretic peptide receptor 1-like. Gene Ontology annotation, molecular function: peptide hormone binding; signaling receptor activity. Lineage: Eukaryota; Metazoa; Arthropoda; Merostomata; Xiphosura; Limulidae. The record is from RefSeq and is a predicted model, not a curated record. The annotation marks the transcript as partial. The transcript has 9 exons.
AUGGCCCCAAAGCUGGAAGAAAUUGCCCAAAGCAAGAGGGUGUAUACAUUUGUGGGGAUCUUUACCGAAAUGGACGGAGAACUACAAUAUGAAUAUCAUGUUGUGAAGUCAGCGGUAGACGUCGCUGUUAAGAAAGCGCAAACCAUGUAUCCUGCUUUACGAUUUCGAAUAACUUCAUACAACAGCUCUUCAAGAAGCAUUAACGCCCAUGCAGUGGUUCUGGCAGCCAAAGAACACUGCAGUCAGCAAGUUAGUUGUUUCGUUGGGCCUAGUGCUUCACCUGAAUUGGAACCUGUGGCAAAAAUGGCCGCCUCGUGGAAUACGCCGAUAUGCACUGCGGGAGGAAUGGACGUCGAAUUCCUGGACAAAAGAUUAUUUUCUACACUUCUGAGAAACGGCAUAAUUUUAUCACGUCUCGUCCACUUUGUCAUGAUAUACUUUCACGUCUUUGACUGGCAUCGAAUCGCUGUGUUGUACGACGACACCGACAGGUGGGUUUUCAUCAUUAUUGGAACUGGAGAGACAGUCCGAGAGAUCUUGUUGGCAGCCUAUGAUUUGGGAAUGGGGAAUGGGGAGUAUGCAUUUUUGAGUGUUGAGCUGUUCAACAACAAGAAAGCCUUUGGAGAAUUCACGUGGUACAAGAAAGACGACCCACGGAACAAUGAAGCCCGAAAGAUGUAUGAAUCUCUUCUACUUGUGACGGUUCGAGUACCGACGGGGAAAAAAUACACACAGUUUGUCCAAGACGUUAUAGAGACAUCUAAGGCAGAAUUUAACAAACCAGUGGACGAAAGUUUGGUGAAUGUCAUUGUUGCAGGAUUCCACGACUGUGUACUGAUGUACGCCGCUGCUCUAAACAAGACUUUGGAGGAGGGAGGAGACCCACGUGAUGGAUAUAAUCUGAUAAGAAGAAUGUGGAACAACACAUUCAAAGAUGGUCUGACAGGGGACAUCUACAUUAACUCAAACGGUGACCGAGAAGCUGACUACACGUUGAAUGACCUUGACCCUUCGACUGGGGAGAUGAGACCCGUUGCUACAUACUUCGGUGCCAAACAAAUGUUUGAGAAAAUUCCAGGAGUAAAGAUCCAUUGGCCAGGUGGUUGGACUGGCCCUCCUCCAGACGUUCCACGUUGUGGGUUUACAGGGGAUUCAGCUCAAUGUAAGCAAGAAGAGCCAUUUCCAGUGUAUGGCUACAUCAUGAUUAUCGCUCUGGUCAUCAUCCUUAUUGUUGUGAGCGCUGGACUUGUGAUCUACAGGAAAGUAAAACUGGAGUCGGAACUGAACAGUCUGUGGUGGAAAGUCCGAUGGGAUGAAAUCAUGUUUCACGACGGGAAAGUAAAAUCACUGGCCAGCAUUGGUGGAAGUGAAGACAGUAUUUCUAUAGCAUCUAAUAGACAAGGUGCUAAAUCACAAAUGGAUGGCUUGACCAACAGUGACGCCAUAGGAAUUAAAAUUGGACUUUAUAAG